AUGGCGAAUUCCGCAGACCGCCCCGACGCUAGCGAAACCACGCAGUCCCAGAACCAACAACAUGUCCUGGGCAUUCCUCGGCCUCCCUCGGUGGGAGGAAUAUCUUCCCGAGUAACGGAUAUGGCCUCGGAGGAUGGAGAGCGAACACAAUCUUUCGCGUCACCACCACCUUCGCUCCAGCAGCGUCCCUCCGUCUCACGGCGGGGGCCGCCCCCAACAAGGAGCUCCAUGGUUGCGUCCAGCCAUGGCAGACCGGGAAGCUCAGGCAGUCGACUGAGCAGAAGUCAUAUUCCGUCAUUGACCGCGCAGGGAUUUUUCCGGCCGAUGAGUUCGCAGCGACUGCAGGCGCACCGGGGUACACGGCCCAUGACCAAGGGGACUGUGUCGUCAACAGACGACUGGGCAGACCAGGCCAGUCAGAAUCGGAGGAGCAUCAUCUCCAACAGUACUUUCCACCAAGGAUCGGCACUUACUGCAGAACCCGAAGUCCCUCCGUCGCGAGGCACGGAAUUUACAGAUGCCAUCAUCACUGAUCGCAAUACGUCCAAUGCAAGCCCAACAGGAAACACAACAAUCCGAAGCUUGGGCGAGAGCGUCAGGCUCCUCCAAGACCGAGAUCAGAAAGACAAGCCGCGUCCUAGCCAUCUGAACCUCGGUGCGAACUACCAUGGUCAAUCGGGACAAGAUGCCCAUGCGGCACCCAAGUCACCGCUUUCUUUCUUGUCAUUGCGGAACGGAACCUCCGCACAAAACUCCCAUGAUCCUCGAGGACAUGAGCGAUUGUCUUCAGCUGGCUCGUCUCCCGGACCUAUGGAUGUCAAGAAGUCCCAAUUACCGAGAGGUACAUUGGGCAAGAACUGGGAAUAUUUCGUUGGCAACACACUCUUCUGUGGUGGUGGGCGGCUCCAGAACUCGAGGGACAAGCCCGUCAACAUUGCUACAGGUCUUCUGGUAAUCGUGCCUUCGGCGCUUUUCUUCGCAUUCUCAGCUCCCUGGUUGUGGCACAACAUCUCUCCUGCUAUCCCCAUUGUCUUUGCAUACGUUUUCUAUAUCUGCAUUUCCUCCUUCGUGCACGCAUCCGUUGUUGACCCUGGAAUUAUGCCACGAAAUGCGCAUGCUAUGCCUCCGACAAAUCCAGGAGACGACCUAUUGUCGCUUGGCCCUCCGACAAAUGAUUGGGUCAUGGUCAAGCUCGCUACCUCGGAAGUGGCUGCCAUGGACGUGCCCGUGAAGUACUGCAAGACCUGUAGUAUCUGGCGACCUCCUCGCUGCUACCACUGCCGGGUGUGCGACAACUGUGUCGACACACUCGAUCACCACUGCGUCUGGCUCAACAACUGUGUAGGGCGGCGCAAUUACCGCUACUUCUUUGCAUUUGUGAGCUCAUGCACGAUUCUGGCCCUCUUUUUGAUUGGUGCCAGUCUCGCGCAUAUUCUGGUGUACAGGUCGCGCGAGCAUGUCUCUUUUGGGGCUGCCAUCUCGAAAUGGCGCGUCCCCUGGGCUAUGGUUAUUUACGGCAUCGUCGCGGUACCAUACCCGACAUCGCUGUGGGCUUACCAUCUGUUCUUGAUGGGCCGAGGCGAGACCACCCGAGAAUAUCUCAAUUCGCACAAGUUCAACAAGACGGACCGCCACCGACCAUUCACACAAGGCAAUGUCCUUAAGAACUGGAUCACCGUUCUGGGACGGCCUCGUCCGCCCACCUACCUGCAGUUCAAAAAGCCCUACGAAGAGGGCGACCAGCGCUUUGCCAUGCAGAAGCGCAAGUAUCUUGUCCACGAUGAGGAGUCGCAAGCGGGGAUUGAGAUGCAACAUGUUGGUUCCCAACAACGGGGCUAA
This is a messenger RNA of Penicillium cinerascens, 1839 nucleotides long. It is a transcript of the gene erf2, whose product is annotated as palmitoyltransferase ERF2. NCBI's taxonomy places the organism in Eukaryota, Fungi, Ascomycota, Eurotiomycetes, Eurotiales, Aspergillaceae. Gene Ontology annotation, cellular component: Golgi apparatus; endoplasmic reticulum. The record is from RefSeq and is a predicted model, not a curated record. The coding region runs from base 1 to 1839 and encodes 612 amino acids. Gene Ontology annotation, biological process: protein targeting to membrane; peptidyl-L-cysteine S-palmitoylation. The transcript has a single exon. Gene Ontology annotation, molecular function: protein-cysteine S-palmitoyltransferase activity.